This is a messenger RNA of Medicago truncatula (barrel medic), 1039 nucleotides long. Its product is annotated as acid phosphatase 1. Lineage: Eukaryota; Viridiplantae; Streptophyta; Magnoliopsida; Fabales; Fabaceae. Gene Ontology annotation, molecular function: acid phosphatase activity. Bases 115 to 873 code for a protein of 252 amino acids. The record is from RefSeq and is a predicted model, not a curated record. The transcript is spliced from 3 exons.
GAUUUUGUUUUUUUGUCAUUCUGUUUCAUUCAACACAUUUCUUAGUUUCUGUUACAAUCUUCAACAAAACUCGCCGGAAAAACUUCCCCGGAAAAUCUCCACCACACGCCGGCGAUGGACACCGUCGCCCGGCUAACAAUCCUCCUCUUCAUCAUCUCCUCAUUGAUCCACCACAUCUCCUCAUCGCAAACCAUCCGCCUCCCCUCCGAAGCUUCAAUCUCCACCUCAUACUGCGACAGCUGGAGAUUAGCGGUGGAAACGAACAACGUCGGACAAUGGAAGCAGAUUCCGGCGAGAUGUGUGGAGUCUGUGGCGGAGUAUAUGAUCGGAGAAAAAUAUGAGAGCGAUUGUGAGGUGGUGGGGAAAUUUUCCGCUGAGUUUGUGAAAGGUGUGACGGUUGGUGGUGAUGGUAGGGAUGCUUGGGUGUUUGAUAUUGAUGAAACUUUGCUUUCUAAUGUGCCUUAUUAUCAAGACGUUGGAUUUGGGUCAAAAAUCUUCAAUGAGACAUCCUUCAAUGAUUGGGUGAACUUGGCUGACGCACCAGCUUUACCUGCCAGUUUGAGUUUCUAUAGAAAGCUUCAAGAAUUGGGCUUCACAAUAUUUCUCUUAACUGGUAGAAGUGAGCAUCAAAGAAAUGUCACAGAAGCAAACCUUCUAUUUGCAGGGUACAGAAAUUGGGAGAGACUCAUCUUAAGAGGCGCUUCUGAUCAAGGGAAAUCAGCAACUAGUUACAAGUCUGAAAAGCGACAAGAGUUGAUGAGUGAAGGCUACAGAAUCCAUGGAAGCUCCGGAGAUCAAUGGAGUGAUUUGUGGGGUUAUGCAGUAUCCACCCGGUCUUUUAAACUCCCGAAUCCGAUGUAUUUUAUUGGUUAAUAACACACGAAUUGAGAUGGCUUCUCCAAUCUGUAUUCAUUUUUCAUUAUUGCUUGUUGUAAUUUCUGUUCAUAAUUUUUCAUUCUUGUUACAACAGGGCUCGUUCUGAUACGCUGCUUGUUAUUAUUGUGACAGAUUAAUUAUUUUGAGCUUUCACAUGUUUUUA